Messenger RNA from Cladophialophora yegresii CBS 114405, 3957 nucleotides. RefSeq lists its product as uncharacterized. Gene Ontology annotation, biological process: vacuolar acidification. Gene Ontology annotation, cellular component: RAVE complex. The coding region runs from base 1 to 3957 and encodes 1318 amino acids. The record is from RefSeq and is a predicted model, not a curated record. NCBI's taxonomy places the organism in Eukaryota, Fungi, Ascomycota, Eurotiomycetes, Chaetothyriales, Herpotrichiellaceae. Gene Ontology annotation, molecular function: protein binding. The transcript is spliced from 2 exons.
AUGCGAGCCAUCCUCCCCGGGCGACCCCGAUCGAAGCGGCAGGCACUGUGCACUGCACAUUGGGAUGGUCUACGGAUCGUCGCAUAUAUCUCUGGCAAUGCGGCCGUCAUCCUCACGGGUCCGCAGACUAUUCUGCAGACCAUCUAUGUCGAUACAGUCGAGGCCCUCACGGCGAUAACCAUCGAAGAGACCACCGGGCGGAUCGCACUCGGCGAUAAGAGCCACGUCUACAUCUACAGACCCCUCGGCCGAGACGAAGGCGUGUUGAGGUGGAGCCAAAUACAUGAACUGAGGAAUCCGAAUGGAGUCGCCGUGUCCUCUCUGUCUUGGGGCUCAGCUGAAGAGUUGUUGCUGGGCGGGUCAAGACUGAUUCUCUGGUUCAUUCCACCCUCGACUGUACCAAUAAUCACAUGGAACCAAGCACUGUCGUAUCCUACUGCGCUCGCUUACCUCUCGCCCGACAGCAGCCUGAUCGCUUCUAUCGGACAGCAUGAUAGACUGGUCAAGAUUUGGAGGAGACUCUCGUAUGAGGUCGACAGUACCAGGUUCGAUGUUUCAUACCUACCACAUCCUUCAACUGUCACGAAUCUACACUGGCGCAAGCCGUGGCACCUGGAACAAAACUUGGAUAACCUACUCUAUACUUUUUGUUCCGACAACCAUGUCCGAGCAUGGACCGCCUCCGACCCGCAUGCCCUCACUGUCCUCCAGCAGGCUGGAGACAUCGACAUGAGCGCUUCGAUAGAGCCGCGGAGACUCAGUGCCAACUCGGUGAGCACGCGGCGCUAUUCGUUCAUCAUCGACAGUCGAGACUUCUCGACCGCCACCGAGAAGGCUGUACAAAGCUCCAAUGGUAGGGUUGCCGAUCAUGCUCUUGAGCAUCUUAUUGAAAUCGCCAAUCGGAGCCCCGAGAUCUGUAUUGUCCUCGAUGGACUGGGCCACAUGUCUAUUUGGGGACUGGAAAAUGCCGGCUACAAGAACAAGAUUCCUCCUUCUGUAUUCCACAUCUCCCAUGUGGACGGCAUGAGUAUCUCGGUGCCACAGCUGAGUGAUCCUCUGCACGACUAUGUUCAGUUCUGUAUCUUCGCCGAUGGUGCCACGCCGUCGUCCUUGUCGAUUCUUCUGCAUUCUUUUGCAGGCGACAUUGAUUGGUACGACAGCCAGGCCACUCAUCUCUUUGACACUGCCAACCGACACGGUCGGGCGCGGCUGAUAACCUCUCUGGCAGGGGCCGGUGCUCCUAUAGAGAGGCUUGUUCGCAAUGUUGCCGCCAACGUUAUCAUUUCGACAGCCGAUGGAGGCUACGCCAGUGUCUGGCAGCAUGGAGCAGACCUGUCUAGUGCUCCAUUGCUUCGACGAAGUACAUUCAACGUGGGAGUUGACAUCAAGGAUGUUGUCAUCCUCUCCCGCGGUAGAUAUGCAGCCAUACUGAGCACCCGUGGUCUAGAACUGUGGGAUAUUCGCGAAGCAACGGCCAGAAGACUUGCUGUUAGGGAACUCGAGGCCGAUCAAGUCCCGGAUCGGAUCACGCAGAGCCGUAUUGCAAGCUCAAGGGCUCUGACCAGUCGCGUCAUUCUUGGCUACCAUCCGAAUCACAGCGUGGAAGCUUGGGAGUUCUUACUCCCAGCCAACGACCCCACGGCAGCUAACGGGUAUCAUGAGCUUAUACGUUCGUUGGGGCACGUGAAGCUGCACGUCCAGAAUCGAUACGAUUCUUUGGUCUCGAUAUGUGACAAUAUGAGUAUCGACCUCCGUCCCGGCGUGCCGGCGCAAUCGAGUGCCCUCGGAUAUGCUACAGUACUAGCAAAGGGCGGUACAUUGGAGGUGGUCAAGUCGCAGGAGCAGCCAGACUCUACAAAGCCGCACCUGAUAUCUGCGGGCCUUAUUGACACCAACAUUCUACAUCCUAGAGUCAUUAGUGCUAGCGGGUAUGGCAAAGUUGUCGUGGUGAACGGAAACAGCACCAGUCUCACAAUUUGGGACGCCAGAACAGGUUCUCGUGAGUAUGAAUACGAGCUGGAUGGAAGUGAUACUAUCAAGACGUUCGCAUGGGCAGUCUCGCCACAGGGAUCUGCUCUUCUGGCCAUCUGCUUUGACUAUCAUAUCGUGAUCCUGGGGCAGAUACGGUACACUUAUCCCGCAUGUGGAUCAGCUUGGGUUGACCUUCGGCAUAUCAGAAUUAGAGACUACACUACCCACUCGAUUGGGGACCUCUGUUGGCUGAAAAGUGGUGACCUCGUCGUUGGCAGUGGCAUCCAGUUCUUCGUUUUCGAGGGAUACGCAACCAGCCACCACAAUGAAAAUGCGAGAGCUUUGCAAGAUGUGCGUCGAAAGAUCAAGACCGAUGAGACGUUUGCCAUCAUGGCAAUGCUCAAUGCACUCGUGCCGGUCUUUCAUCCGACCUUCAUCUUAUUACUGACGGCUCUUAGUGGGCCAAAGGCAGCCAGCAAUGUCCUGAACCGCUUGAACAGAAAGCUGAAAUUCUUCAGCGAGGGUGAUGAGCUACCGAGCUUCCUUGAUUUGCCCAUUGGGCACAUUGUGCCACAGCCUGAAACUGGGGGGCCCCACGAAAAGUCAUACUAUAGCAUCGACGGCGAUGUCACUGGCCAUGACGAACAAGAACCUGUUUCAGCCUCUGUGGAAGCACUACAGGAAGCCCUCCAGAAACACCGACUCUGGCAACUCACCCAAGAUGAGCAGUCACUACUGAUCAAGCAGGUCGCGGUGACUUCGGAGUUAGAGAAGCAGGAGCAAUCAGUGGACUUUAAUGGCCAGCGCUAUCUACAAGCACUUUUCUCAUUGGGCGACGAAGGCGUGCCGUGGAGCGCCAUUGCCUUCGCAUCCCUAAGCACCUCGCAAGAAGUUCUAGUCGACUCGGUCAUUCACCACUACGGUGGCAAGCUCACAUGGGAAGCUGCGCGAAAAUCUGGCUUGUUCUGCUGGCUUACAGACUACGAUGCUAUCCGGCAGCAAAUGGAAAAUGUUGGUCGCACAGAGUUCACGAAGGGUGAGGACCGCAAUCCGAUUGACUGUUCACUGUAUUAUCUUGCACUGCACAAAAAGACCGUGCUGCUUGGUCUGUGGAGGAUGUCGAUCGGAAUACGAGAGAAGGAGAACACCAUGAAACUGCUGGCCAACAACUUCAGCGACCCUCGAUGGAAGGCUUCCGCCUUGAAGAACGCGUAUGCUUUGCUAAGCAAACGACGUUUUCAAUAUGCAGCGGCCUUUUUCCUGCUUGGGGACAGUCUCUGGGACGCAGUGAACGUGUGUACGCACCAACUGAAGGACCUGCAGCUUGCGAUUGCCAUUGCGCGAGUAUAUGAAAGCGACAAGCAGUCAGCCGUGUUGACGCGAUUGGUAGAACAAGCAAUUCUCCCAUCCGCGAUAGAGAGCGAGCAAGGACGGUGGAUGGCAAGCUGGGCAUACUCUAUCAUCCUCGACCGGAAAGACCUAGCAGCUCAAGUCAUCGUACACCCUGUCCAGAAAGUUGUCGGUCGACUCCCGCUCAACAGAACCGAAGGACAUGAGACGGUCGACUCGACGAGCUACGCAGCAAAUGACCCUCUGCUAACAUUACUGUACACGCAACUCCGCGCUCAACUUGUCAAACAAAACGCAUGGAGAGACCAGGUCGUCACGGCGAAAGACGAGUGGUCUUUUGUCAUGAGGUGUGUGAGGGAAUAUCAGCUUAUGGGGUGCGAUGUGCUGGCAUUAGCUCUGGUCCGCGACUGGGAGUUCAUCGCAGAACGCACAGAGACAGCCGUAACAAACGAUCGUUCGGCGCCGAAUCGCCUCCUUCAGAGACGAAAGACAUUCUAUGACCUGGAGAAAGAGGAGGAAGAGGAGGGUAGAGAGGGGAGCCCGCAAAUGGUGGUGCAGGCACAGAAGAAGAAGCCGCCUCCCACGCAAUUUGUGGAGCCGAGUGCGAAUAGCCUGUUAGACAGCUUCGGAUUCUGA